CUCCCUUCUUCUGUAGAUGCCUCAGAUUGCUUGGAUACGUGACAGAUCCAAGUUCUACUGAAGAACAGCAGCAGGUCAAACAUGUGGCUGUUUCUGAUAGUGGUAUGCUUAACCCAACAAGCUACCAGGACACAAGAAUUCAGAACCAAGAGACAUCUGAAUCCUCAAGAGUUUAUGACUGUUAGUGAAGUCAUCCAAUAUUGGAGGUACCCCAGUGAAGAAUAUGAAGUGCUGACCAAGGAUGGUUAUUACUUGAAAAUAAACAGAAUUCCUCAUGGAAUUCACAGCCUUGAAAAGAAAGGACCUAGGCCUCCUGUGUUAUUGGUACAUGGUAUGCCAGGUGAGGGCAGGAUGUGGAUUGCAAAUCUUCCCAACAAUAGCCUAGGAUUUUUUCUAGCAGAUGCUGGAUAUGAUGUCUGGAUACUAAAUGCCAGAGGAUCAUCCUGGUCUAGAAGACACCAAAACCUUUCAAUUUACCAGGAAGAAUUUUGGGAUUUCAGUUUUCAUGAAAUGGGAGUUUUUGAUGUUCCAGCAACAAUAAACUUUAUCCUACAGAAAACUGAGCAAGAAGGAUUAUAUUAUAUUGGCCUUUCCCUAGGUGCUACAAUAGGAAUUAUUGCCUUUUCUACCAUGCCAGAGCUUGGUCAAAAAGUCAAGCUCCUCAUUGCGUUCAGUCCCGCCUACACUAUUGUGAAUGGUGGGGGGCCUUUUUAUCUGCUCUUGAGAAUACCUGAUUUGUUAAGAAGAAUUAUAUGGGGCAACAAAGAAUACUGUCUUUUAAAUAACCAGAUGAAAGCCAUUGCUGCUAAGCUGUGUAGCUAUGCAGUAAUAGAUAGGCUUUGUCUCCAAUUUUUUUUCCUUUGUUUUGGAUUUAAUGAGAAAAAUAUGAAUGCGAGUCGAGCAGAUGUGUAUAUUGGAAUCUUCCCUGAUUUUACUUCUGUAAAAACAGUGUCUCAUUUGGGGCAGAUAGCUAAGUCAAAUGAAUUUCGGUAUUUUGACUAUGGACAUGAGAACAAAGCUAUAUACAACAUGACUACUCCUCCAUUUUAUAAAAUAGAAGACAUGGUUGUGCCAACUGCUGUAUGGACUGCUGGAAAAGACAUUAUUGUAACCACAACAGAUACAGAACUGUUGCUUCCUCGAAUCAGAAACUUAGUUUUCUAUAAGAAUAUUCCUGACUGGCAACAUGUGGACAGUAUCUGGGGCAUUGAUGCUGCAAUGCGCCUAUACCCAGAUAUGCUUGAUUUGAUGCAGAAAUACAAUUAA
This is a messenger RNA of Eublepharis macularius, 1266 nucleotides long. Its product is annotated as lipase member M-like. Bases 82 to 1266 code for a protein of 394 amino acids. The record is from RefSeq and is a predicted model, not a curated record. Lineage: Eukaryota; Metazoa; Chordata; Lepidosauria; Squamata; Eublepharidae. Gene Ontology annotation, molecular function: hydrolase activity, acting on ester bonds. The transcript has 10 exons.